Messenger RNA from Scatophagus argus, 2411 nucleotides. RefSeq names its product ectonucleoside triphosphate diphosphohydrolase 2-like. The record is from RefSeq and is a predicted model, not a curated record. Gene Ontology annotation, biological process: nucleoside diphosphate catabolic process. Gene Ontology annotation, molecular function: UDP phosphatase activity; GDP phosphatase activity. Bases 172 to 1680 code for a protein of 502 amino acids. NCBI's taxonomy places the organism in Eukaryota, Metazoa, Chordata, Actinopteri, Scatophagidae. The transcript is spliced from 9 exons. Gene Ontology annotation, cellular component: plasma membrane.
CUCGCUUGCCUUUGACACGGGCUUCUGUGCGUGUGGGAGAGAGAGGAAGCGGGACAUCUUACCAUGCAAACAGGGCGUCAAAAUCUCAAACCAAACCCACAGCCGUCAACUAUUUGACGCUCUUCGUCUCUCUGAGUUUCAAUACUCACUAUUACAGAGUCAGUAUACAAUAUGUGUCUCCGGUACUCCCAAACCGUCCUCGCGGGUCUACUGCUGAUACUGGGAAUAAUCGGGAUCCUGCUGUUGGUCCUUCCGCUGAGAGAGGUUGAGAUGCCACCUGAAAACAUGUAUGGAAUCGUUCUAGAUGCAGGCUCAUCUCACACCUCCAUGUACAUCUACAAAUGGCCAGCUGACAAGCAAAAUGGCACUGGUAUUGUUACCCAGCACAGCGAAUGCAAUGUAAAAGGUGGAGGGAUAUCCAGCUAUGCAGGUGUUCGUGGUGGUGCAGCAAACAGUCUGGAGGCCUGUCUGAAGCAAGCCGUGAAGGAGAUCCCAAACGUCAGGCACCACCAGACUCCACUCUAUCUGGGAGCUACUGCAGGCAUGAGACUCUUGAAGGAAGUCAAUGCAACAGAGUCCCACCAGAUACUCAAGGAAGUGCAAAACAAACUGCAGUCUUACCCUUUCAAAUUCAUGAAUGCAACCAUCCUGAGCGGACAGGAAGAGGGGGCAUAUGGCUGGGUCACAGUCAACUACUUGCUUGAAAACUUUGCCAAGUAUGGUUUUGUCGGCCGUUGGCUGAAUCCAGGCAAGGAGACAAUUGGAGCUUUGGAUUUAGGCGGCGCUUCCACUCAAAUUACUUUUCAGACUUUGGAAAAGGUGGAGAACGAGGAUGAUAUGAUGAAGUUGAAGCUUUAUGGACAAACCUACACACUGUAUACCCACAGCUUCCUGUGUUAUGGUCAAGACCAGUUCUUGAGGAGACUGCUGGCUCAUCUCAUCAAGACUCAAGAUGUGAAGUCACAAAUUUCCCACCCCUGCUAUCCAUCACAGUUCAAAAUAUCUAUCAAGCUGGGGGACGAUGUCUUUGAUUCUCCUUGUACUAAAAGCUAUAGACCAACGCAGUUUGAUCCCCAGAUGUCUAUAUCAGUAGUGGGCACAGGAAAUUACCAGAACUGCCUGGACAUUGUGAAAAACAUGUUCUCCUUUAAUAACUGCUCUUACUCCAACUGCUCCUUUGAUGGAGUCUUCCAGCCCAGCCUGAGAGGAAACUUCAUGGCGUUCUCUGCCUUCUACUUUGCUCACAGCUACAUCAACCGCCUCACCAACAUUCCCAUCACAUCCCCCAGUCGAAUGCAGGAGGCGAUCAAACUCAUCUGCAACAUGACCAUCUCUGAGAUGACUGAAAAGACAAAGCAGCCUGAGAAAUACAUGAAGAACGUUUGCGCUGUUUCCAACUUCGUCCAGAUCCUUUUGACGCAAGGCUAUGGUUUCAAUGAGCACUCUCUUCCUUCCAUUUCUUUCCAGAAAAAGGCAGGAGGAGCAUCUGUUGGCUGGGCACUGGGUUACAUGUUGACUAUAAGUACCAUGAUACCAGCAGAAAGACUUGAACUGAUGAAGGCUCUGCCCUCAGGACCCUGGGCUGUCAUUCUGUUCCUCUUCAUCGUCCUUAUCCUCAUUGCAAUAGGAUACCUACUGAUGAUCUACAAGAAUGCAAAGACUAACGGAGGCAUGGUAUAGGAGCAAGGGAGACAAAAGCCAGUUCAAUUAAUAUUCCUUGUAGAACAUGCACAUAUUCAUCUAAAACAUUCAACCUCUUGAAAAAAAAGAUUGAGAGCAUUUUUGGUUUUUUUUUUUACUUCAUUAUGUGUCUGCAAGUACAUGAGCUUGAGAAAGCAGAAAAUAUGCAAUAAUAUGCCAAUCCACUAACUUCCUGCUUCCAAGCUGAGUCUCAUGUCGGUGUGUGUAAAUUUAAACUACAGAAUCAGCCUUGUUUAUUAUAAAUGUGUCAGAUUCAUGAUGUAUUACCCACUCAUGAUGACCACAUUCAUGCAUCACUUUCACUGUGCUUCAGAAGAAGCAAAUAGCAAAAUUCAAAUCAGUUGCAUUCCAAUGAGUUCCCAGUUGUGGUCACAAUAUCUUGGAGGCAUUUUUCUCCAACAAAUGUUUUACUCACCUCUCAUCGACUUUAAACAGCUGAAUAAAACCAAAAGAUUUAAGUCUUUCAUGGCUUAUGGUAUUUCUAGGACUAGUUAGGCACAGAUUAACGUUUCUGGAUUUUUCAUUUUUAGUGUCUUCACUGUAUUCACUGGGGCCAUCUAAGAUAAUAGAUUUUAGAGAUUUUAUUGGUUACAUGUCUAUAUAAUAUUGCUCCUCGGUAGCAAAAUAAUAAAUUGAUCACCAGUGAAAGCGCUGACUACAGUAUCCAGGUGCUUCAACUCAUUUGAAACCAAUAAACAAUGAUUAAAAUA